AUGCCCUCCACUCGAGAUCCCACAUACUUGCUGGCGCCGAAUUGGACUUUUCGCCCAAAUGGUCCGAUCGCCCUUGGAAACAUAAUUGUCGAUCCUUUCCGCCCUCAGUAUGCAAUCUCCAGGCCGACUAAGCCUCUGCCUGAGACGGAGACGGCGACGGAGAACAACUGGACAUUUGGGACUGACAAAAUACGGAGCAUUAAUGUGAGCAUCUGGACUCGCCUAUUUGAUCAGCUCAACCUAAAACUCGGACCCAACCGCCAAAAAACCGACACUGUCAAAAUUACAAUGAAAUCUCUCGAGACCAUUUACUUUAGAGAUGAGCCUUCGAUGCAAGACAUCCAAGCACUAGCCAACGACCCAAGAAUCCGCAGUAUUUUGAAUGCCGAUAGCCUGUUUAGAAGCCCAGUUUACAUGGUGACGGGCCUAAAAAUCGCAAAAGGGUUCCGGUUAACCCACCAUGGUUCCUCCGGACACGGAUUCACUGCCGAAGUGUCAGAAAAUGUGGCUCCGCAGAUGUCUGUUAGCGGAAGUGUCGAUAUUAAAACGAAGACGAGUGUAUUGGGCGAAUUUGACGCAGCCAAUGAUAUCAUCUUCGCAUAUCAACUGCUAAUAAUUAAGCCAAAAGGCUGGGGUCAAAAUAUAACUUUCAGGCUGGAUGAUUUCCGUCACAAGGCGGCCAUGCUCAUGGAUAGUAACAGCGACGAAGAGGAAAAAGAAAAUAUUGAAGUUGAAUUCAGCAGCGCAACAAUCGAUGAUGUGGCCAGGGUUCAAGAAGGUGUUACCGAUGUUAAUCCUGACAAUGAGCAACAUGCCUGGCUAUUCCAGGAUGAAUGA
Trichoderma virens Gv29-8 is the source of this 837-nucleotide messenger RNA. RefSeq lists its product as uncharacterized. The transcript has a single exon. Lineage: Eukaryota; Fungi; Ascomycota; Sordariomycetes; Hypocreales; Hypocreaceae. The coding region runs from base 1 to 837 and encodes 278 amino acids. The record is from RefSeq and is a predicted model, not a curated record.